Molecule: messenger RNA, 1834 nt
Organism: Merops nubicus (carmine bee-eater)
Lineage: Eukaryota; Metazoa; Chordata; Aves; Coraciiformes; Meropidae
Product: metabotropic glutamate receptor 7-like
Exons: 8
Biological process (GO): regulation of synaptic transmission, glutamatergic; G protein-coupled glutamate receptor signaling pathway
Cellular component (GO): membrane
Molecular function (GO): group III metabotropic glutamate receptor activity
Source: RefSeq, a predicted model, not a curated record
GUUGGCUUGAUGGUUGGACUUGAUGAUCUCUUAGGUCUCUUCCAACUCGUGUUUGCCAAGAGAAACCAAAACUGUGUGCUGGGGGAGAAACAUUUCUGCAACAAAAUCAAGCCAAAGCAGAGUAUGUUUCUCUUCUGGCAAGUGGAGUGCAGAGAGAGAGAGAAUCUGGGGUUUGAUGCCUAUUUUACCUCCCGCACCCUGGAGAACAACAGAAGGAACGUGUGGUUUGCAGAGUACUGGGAGGAGAACUUCAACUGCAAGUUAACCAUCAGUGGGUCAAAGAAAGAAGACACGGACCGUAAAUGCACAGGGCAGGAGAGGAUCGGGAAGGACUCGCCCUACGAGCAGGAGGGGAAGGUGCAGUUUGUCAUCGACGCCGUGUACGCCAUGGCCCACGCCCUGCACCACAUGAACAAGGACCUGUGCACGGACUCCCCCGGGCUCUGCCCCGAGAUGGAGCACGCGGGAGGCAAGAAGCUGCUCAAGUACAUCCGCGGCGUCAACUUCAACGGCAGUGCUGGCACUCCAGUGAUGUUCAACAAAAACGGUGAUGCCCCCGGGCGCUACGACAUCUUCCAGUUCCACACCACCAACACCAGCACCCCGGGCUACCGCCUGGUCGGGCAGUGGACAGAUGACCUCCAGCUCAACAUCGAUGAAAUGCAGUGGGGCAGAGGAGUGCGCCAGGUCCCGGCCUCGGUCUGCAGCCUGCCCUGCAAGCCUGGGGAGAGGAAGAAGAUGGUGAAGGGGAUGCCCUGCUGCUGGCACUGCGAGCUCUGCGACGGGUACCAGUACCAGGCCGACGAGGUGACGUGUCUGCUCUGCUCCUACAACGAGCGGCCCAACGAGAACCGCACGGGCUGCCGCUCCAUCCCCAUCGUCAAGCUGGAGUGGCACUCGCCCUGGGCCGUCAUCCCCGUCUUCUUGGCCAUGCUGGGCAUCAUCGCCACCAUCUUCGUCAUGGCGACCUUCAUCAGGUACAACGACACCCCCAUCGUCCGGGCGUCGGGGCGGGAGCUCAGCUACGUCCUGCUCACGGGGAUCUUCCUCUGCUACAUCAUCACCUUCCUGAUGAUCGCCAAGCCCAACGUCGCCGUCUGCUCCUUCCGGCGGAUCUUCCUGGGCCUGGGGAUGUGCAUCAGCUACGCCGCCCUGCUGACCAAAACCAACCGCAUCUACCGCAUCUUCGAGCAGGGCAAAAAGUCCGUGACUGCCCCCAGGCUCAUCAGCCCCACCUCCCAGCUGGCCAUCACCUCCAGCUUGAUAUCCGUUCAGCUUCUAGGUGUCUUUAUUUGGUUUGCGGUGGACCCGCCCAACAUCAUCAUAGAUUAUGAUGAGCAGAAAACUAUGAACCCUGAUCAAGCCAGAGGAGUUCUCAAAUGUGACAUUACGGAUCUACAAAUCAUUUGUUCCUUGGGUUAUAGCAUUCUUCUCAUGGUUACGUGUACUGUGUACGCCAUCAAGACUCGGGGGGUCCCAGAGAAUUUUAAUGAAGCUAAACCCAUUGGAUUCACUAUGUACACUACCUGUAUAGUAUGGCUUGCCUUCAUUCCAAUAUUUUUUGGCACUGCCCAGUCAGCCGAGAAGCUCUACAUACAAACCACCACACUUACAAUAUCCAUGAACUUAAGCGCGUCGGUGGCGCUGGGGAUGCUCUACGUGCCCAAGGUCUACAUCAUCCUCUUCCACCCCGAGCUCAACGUCCAGAAGCGCAAGCGCAGCUUCAAGGCGGUGGUGACGGCGGCCACCAUGUCCUCCAGGCUGUCCCACAAGCCCAGCGACAGGCCCAACGGCGAGGCCAAGACGGAGCUCUGCGAGAACGUGGACCCCAACA